UCUCUCUGUCUCCCAUCAGGUGAUGGGAUGGUGAGUCAGAAUGAGGAGGAGAAACCCCAUCAGGAAGAUGCUGAGCAAAGAGAACCACAUGGAACUUUAUCAGGAAGAUCCAAAGGGAAUGUUUCUUGGAAUUGUGCACUCCCAGAAAAACCAAAAGCCUGUGAGACUCAGGGGAGGCCAGAGGGAAACUUUAGUAGCCUCUCAGACCUUAUGACAAGCGACAGAAUCAACUUGGCAGAGACACGCUACAAAUGCCAUGAGUGCGGGAAAAGCUUCAGUCGGCGCUCUCCCCUUAUCAGACAUCAGAGAAUCCACACAGGAAAAACGCCCCACACAUGCUCAGAGUGCGGGAAAAUCUUUAGUCGGAACUCACACCUUAUCAGACAUCAGAGAAUCCACAAUGGAGAGACGCCCUACACGUGCUCUGAGUGUGGGAAAAGCUUUAGUUGGCAGUCAGACCUUAUCAGACAUCAGAGAAUCCACACAGGAGAAAGGCCCUACAUAUGCUCUGAGUGUGGGAAAAGCUUCAGUCGGAGCUCACACCUUAUCAAACAUAGGAAAAUCCACACUGGUGAGAAACCUUAUGGAUGAUCUGAGUGUGGGAAAUGUUUCUUUAAUCAUUCA
Molecule: messenger RNA, 624 nt
Organism: Chelonoidis abingdonii (Abingdon island giant tortoise)
Lineage: Eukaryota; Metazoa; Chordata; Testudines; Testudinidae
Source: RefSeq, a predicted model, not a curated record